AUGGAAUUUCUUGUUGAGCCUGUGAUCUCUGAACUCUUUAACGGGUUGAUUAAGAUUUUGGGGUCCAAUGAGGUGCGGGACUUUGCCCGGCAACUUUUUGGAGGGGUAGAUUCAGACCUAAAAAAUCUGGAAAAUAAGUUGAGGAAGAUGGGAAAUCUUCUUCGCAAUACGGAAGACAAGCAACUGACAGAUGAAAGCGUUAAAGAGUGGCUUGAAAAUAAUCAAGACUUGGCUUAUGAUACGGAAGAUAUACUGGAUGAGUUUGCCUACGAAGCUGUGCGACGCAAACAAGGCAGAACACUAGCCGAGCAGUUGCAAGGGAUUGAGCUGCCUCCCAGCCCCAAGUUCAAUGUCCGCAUGGGGUCUGAGAUCAAAGACAUCACUAGCCGCUUGGAACAACUUCGGCUGGAAAGAUCAGAUGAACGUGGAUUGCAAGAGCUUUCUGAAGGGUCAUCAAGUAAUGCUGCAGUACUGCUAAGACCAAAGGAAAGUUCAAGCGUCCCACCUAAAAAAGUUGUUUAUGGAGGAGAUAAAGAUGAAGCCAAACUACUUGAUAUGGUGAUCAGAAGCGAUCAACCACUGAUGCUUACUUUCGAGUGA
Messenger RNA from Pistacia vera, 600 nucleotides. Its product is annotated as putative disease resistance protein At1g50180. The transcript has a single exon. Bases 1 to 600 code for a protein of 199 amino acids. Lineage: Eukaryota; Viridiplantae; Streptophyta; Magnoliopsida; Sapindales; Anacardiaceae. The record is from RefSeq and is a predicted model, not a curated record.